GUUGCUGGAACAGGUACUGUAUUUGCGAGGUCGCAGCUUUCACUGCAAGUACAAAACAAAUGGUGUAAUUGUCUUGAUCUGGACACACUAUAGUCAUGAUGGAAAGUGAUGAUAAACCCGUGUAUGAGCAACGGUUUAAUGCUGCUGUUAAAGUGAUCAAAAAUUUGCCUUCAAAUGGUUCCUUUCAGCCGUCCAACGAAAUGAUGCUGAAAUUUUACAGCUACUACAAGCAAGCCACUCAAGGCCCAUGCGACACUCCUCGCCCGGGGUUCUGGGAUCCUGUCGGCAAAGUCAAAUGGGAUGCUUGGCAUGGACUUGGAGAUAUGCCAAAGGAAGAAGCGAUGACCGCGUAUGUGGAAGAUCUCAAGCUGAUAUUAGAAAGCAUGCCUAUGACGGAGGAGGUGGAGCAGCUGCUUCAGAUUAUCGGGCCCUUCUAUGAGCUUGUAGAUGAAAGGAAGAAGAUCAGUCAAGUGUCAGAUCUGACCACUGGCCUAGGCAGCAUGAUGUCCGCACCUUCAAAGGGCGUCACAAAGAGCAUCAUCAAAACUAUGCAAAUGAACGGCACGCUGGACAGCCAUGCUCCUGAACAACCAGAUGUUCUGAAAACUGACACAUACGAGCUUAAGGAACAGCAGGAUAACGGUGAUGAAGAUGAUGACUGUGAAAGUGAUGAAGAGAAUGAAAAAGAGGAAGAGACUGAGCAGGUGAAGAAAGGCCCAGCUCAGAAGAAGAAGGUUUCAAAAAGGAAAGCUAAAGGACUUUUGAAUGGAAGUAUAGGGCACACUCCCAUGACAAAUGGGAGGCACGACACCAAAUCUACUCUAAAUGGAAACCACGAGGACAUGCACGAUGAAGCAACCCACCACAUCAAUGAUCACACUACAGAUGACAAUGUGGAUGUGUGCAGUGCUCUUCAUGUAGCCAGUGAUUCAGACAGUGAGGUGUACUGCGACUCUGUGGAUCAGUUUGGUGCAGAGGAGCAGAACAGUGAGGCUCAGGUGAAGAUGUCUUUGGAGGAAAACCACAGUUCUGUAUGCUCUUUGGAGGAACCUUCAUUACUAGAGGAAGAGAUCAUGCUGAGCGGACAAGAAGGGGUUCAGUAUGGAGGAGAGGAUGGAAAGAAGGGUGAGGGAGAAGUACAGAGGCCUGGACUGAACACUGACCGAGCCGGCAGCUCUCUUAUCAGGAGGAGACGAGGCUCCAGGUCUCCUGGCUCAGACUCGGGUUCCGGGCUUCCAGGAUCAUUACAUGGUGCAGGAGGCGAUGGGGAGCGCUGGGGAUCAGAUAGAGCUGCUGGUGUUGAUCUGAAUGAACAGAUUGUAACGGCUCUGACGAGGCUACAGGAGGACAUGCAGAGUGUGCUGGAGAGACUGCACACACUCGAGGCUCUUACAGCAUCACAGGCUAGAUCAGCGGCCUUGUCAUCAGAGCACCUGCUACCAGCAGCCAGUAGAACUCCUAAGAAACCGUCCUGGUGGGUGUUUGAUAUUUCCCCUGGCACAGUGGCCUUCGCUCUCAUCUGGCCCUUCAUAGCACAGUGGCUCAUUCAUCUAUAUUUUCAGCGGCGGAGAAGAAAAUUCAAUUGAGAUGUUCUUCUCUCUGCGGGUGUAAAGUAAAGCCAGGCGUCCUCGGUUGCGUCUCCUAGUUUCUUAUUCUCGCUUUUGCACUAUGAAGACAACGCUAACAGUAGUGAGCAUCAGAGCAGACUGAUAGACGAAUGUGAGCAGCUUCUAAAAGCUUUUUGUACUUUUUCACUGUAAUAGAAAGUGCUAAUACGAUAACCUAAUCAGUCUGAAAUAGUAGUAGGUGUAUGAUGUAGUAAACACAAGCCUACAUUAUGUAUGUAUAUUUUUUUCAUAUUGAAAUGUAAUGGGGCAUUAUGAUGAUGUGGCGCCCGACAUGUAGGAAUGUGCGUGUUGGUCCUUCUGCUUCAGUGUAAAGCUGCUAGAAAACCAGUUGUGUUUGCCAUACAGGUUUGGCUUUGAUUUUAAUCAGCUGGAAUUCAGAAUGUUACUCUGCAUUCACACCACUAACAAAAGCAACCACUAUUGUUGACACUUGCUAAUAUUUAAUAUCCAGAUUUUAGGUUUCUAAAAGAAUCAGUAGAAUUGUAUACUGUCUACUGAGGUUACAACUCUUGAGGGCAAGUUUACACACUUGACACAUGUAUGUCUCCUACAUGAAGGAUCAGAAUGUGUACUUUGUUUGAAAAAGAAUAGAGAGAGUUCAAUCACAUUCAAACCAAAUAUGUUGGUGGGCAUAAAGUACGCUAGCCCACUACCACUGAGAUUCGGGGUUUGAGUAAAGACCACACAAUACAUAUUCUUAUAAAUUCCUUUGCUUUUUUUUAUUCCUUGUUGUGUUAACAGUGCUGAUUAUUUUGUUUUAAGAGAUAUCUGAUGAUUCAAAUGAAAAGGCAACAAGUGUUCACAGUGAAAAACAAUCCACUGUUUAUAGAAUCAUAUUUUAUUAAAAUGCAUCUAGAAUAUGUUUCUACCUAAAUUGGAAUUGCAUCAAAUUGUGAGGUAUGGGUGUUCUUCAAAAAGUUUCUGCACUUUUUAAACUCUAUUUGUUAAGAAUUUAAAAAACAAAUUACAUCACUUUUCUACACAGUCACCUUCUGAUGCAUUUUUCCCAGCGUGGUAUCAACUUUUUAAUGGCAUCAGCAAAAAAUGUUUUUGGUUAAGCGCAUAGCCACUGAUACACCGCUGCUUUCACAUCAUCAUCAUCAUCAUCAUGAAAAUCUUCUUCCCCUUAAAGCUUCUUUGUGCGUUUCAAAAAGGUGGAAAUCGGAUGACGCUAAAUCCGGACUAUAAGCUCUCUCUCAGUCUCUCAGACACGACCAAGUACUACUCCUCCCAUCUUUACCGUUUUCAAUGAAAAUAUAAAAGUGCGGAAACUUUUUGAAGAUACUUUGUACAUGAAGAUUCUCACUCAUAAUAUUUAGCAUUAAGAAAAUCUCACCUGACAUGUCAGAAUCCUGGACCUUCUGCGUUUUUGAUUGAUACAGUGCAAAUGCUGAGUUCUUCCAUGCAAGCUGCAUUAUGGACUCAAAGUCAUAUUCACCAACAUGCACAUUAGCAAUAACAUAUUAUUAUUAUAUCUAGUCAUAUUUAAUUACCUGAUUGCAUUACGCUUCCUCUCUACUGAUGUUGAUCUCCACUCCUGGGUGAGGAGAGCUGUGACUACCACACCCCGCCGACACGUGUGCAGUAGCCGACUCACUUCCAGGUUCUAACUAUUCCACCUCCCGUCAUUAAAUAUUACAGGCUGCUGGUCACAACUGAUGAAAAAAGAGAAGUUUAGAGUGUUCAUAAAGGCGUGUAGAUUAAAAAUGAAUUUGAAGAUCUAGCAUGAAGACCACAUAUUAAAGGAGAACUGCGCUCAGUGGUGGCCACAAUUCAGAGACCACUAGUAUAAAUGCUUCUGUUUGGAUUUUGUUCUGGAAUUGAAUACAAUUUUUGAAUUUCCUAGUAAUUGGUGUGCUCAUUAAUAAUAGGUGUGUAAAUGUAUGAAUUUAACGUUUCUGAUGAGAUCAAAUCCACCUGCUUGAAGUCGACUGGUCAUGUGCUUCAAUGGAAAGGAUCAGACUCAGAAAUCUGACCUCUUAUGUAAAGAAAUUCACAUAGUCACAUUCACAAAUGACUGCUUGAGUAAAUUACAAAUACUACAGAAUAAUGCUGUGAUGACUCCUAAAAAUACAGCAGUACACAUGGGGGGGGGGGGGGGGGGGUAAUAAUGGGAAUGUAAUAAUGGGAGGACCGAUAACACACAUCUGAAGAGGUGUUGCAUACACAUUACAGCAUGGUAAUUACAUUCUAAUUGUGUUAAAUAAAUGCAAUAAUUUCCUUGAUCUAAUAUUUUUUUUUAAAUAACAGCAUUUUAAAGAACAUUUUGCUUUAUGUUUAUUAAUAUACUGUGUAUUUUUGGCAUCUAGAAAUUGCUUAUGAAGUAUUUUGAAUUACUGUAUUUGUCAGAAUGAGAUGGUUGAUUUUGAUCUUGUUAAACUGUAUUAUUAUUAUUAUUAUGAUUGUUAAUUAAUUGAAUUCAUUUGGAAAUAUGUUUUGUUUUAGUGUAAAUAGCUACAAUAAGUGUAUAUUAGAAAUGAAACGAUGCUGUAUAGAUUAACUACAGAGUGAUGGUUUAAUUGUAACAUACUUUAGUGUAGCACUGAACUCUAUAUUAAUGAUUUCUUUUGAACAGUGAUGUAGAUAAAAUCGGUUGUUUGAUUUUAAACAAUACAAUAAAACAACCACUUUUGUUUAAAGCAGCACCUGUAAAUGUUCCAGUAGCUGUAGAUUUACUGUAAACCCUAAAGCACGAAUAAAAUUUUGCAAUAUUUUA
This is a messenger RNA of Trichomycterus rosablanca, 4344 nucleotides long. RefSeq names its product acyl-CoA binding domain containing 5a (gene acbd5a). Gene Ontology annotation, molecular function: fatty-acyl-CoA binding. Lineage: Eukaryota; Metazoa; Chordata; Actinopteri; Siluriformes; Trichomycteridae. Gene Ontology annotation, cellular component: peroxisome; cytoplasm. The transcript has 13 exons. The record is from RefSeq and is a predicted model, not a curated record. Bases 96 to 1586 code for a protein of 496 amino acids. Gene Ontology annotation, biological process: pexophagy; fatty acid metabolic process.